AUGAAGUUCACCGAGGGAAUGUGGCGGUUGCGCGAAGGCAUCCGCAUCGACUGGAUGAGCAACGUCGAGCGAUACACCAUCAAAGACGAGAAAGUCGAUCUGCUGCUGAAUAAACUGCAGCGGGGGAGGGGCGAUACGCUGAAUUCUGCGACGAUUUCGGCGGAGGUCACGUCCCCGUUGGAGGGGGUGGUGGGGGUCAAGUUUGUGCAUUGGGCCGGCGGCCUCUCCCAAGGCCCGCACUUCCCCCUGACCACCUCCACCGGCCACGUGGAAAUCACCCCCUCGGCGACCUCGCUCGCCUACACCAGCGGCCCCCUAACCCUAACCAUCAACACCUCUCCCAACGACCUCACCUUCACCUACACCAGCCCACACAGUCCCACCCCGCACGCCCUCACCAGCCACACCUUCCGCUCGAUCGGCUACGUCAGCGACCAAACCACGCCCGCCUCCCUCUACAGCGACGGCAUGUUCAUGGAGCGCGCCGGCUACAUGCACUUCGGUCUGGACCUGCAACCGCACGAGAAACUCUACGGACUGGGCGAGCGCUUCGGCCCGUUCAUCAAGAACGGCCAGGCGGUGGACAUGUGGAACGAGGACGGGGGCACCUCCUCCGAGCUCGCGUACAAGAAUAUUCCCUUCUACAUGAGUUCGGGCGGGUACGGCGUGUUCGUGAAUGAUCCGGGCCGGGUGAGCUUCGAGCUGCAGUCGGAACGCACCACCCGGGUCAAUGUGUCGUUGGAGGGCGAGGAGGUGCAGUACUUUGUGGUUUUUGGGCCCUCCCCGAAGCAUAUCCUGGAUAGGUUUACCAGGUUGACGGGGAGGCCGAGUUUGGUGCCUGCGUGGAGUUAUGGGUUGUGGUUGACUACUAGCUUCACAACAAACUACUCCGAACAAACCGUGACCUCCUUCCUAGAUGGCUUCCGGGACCGCGACAUCCCACUCAGUGUCUUUCACUUCGACAGCUUCUGGAUGAAGUCGUACCAGUGGUGCGACUUCGAGUUCGACCCGGCGAUGUUCCCGGAUGCGGGGCGAUCACGUACCGACGGAAGAGUAUUCCAAUGGGACCUCUGGCAAGCCGGCAUGGCCAUCAUCGACUUCACCAACCCGGCCGCCUGCACGUGGUUCCAAAGCCACCUGCACCGACUGAUGUCACUCGGGAUCCACACCUUCAAGACGGACUUUGGCGAACGCAUCCCCUUCAAAAACAUCCUCUACCACACCUCGCCUCUCUCCCCGACCAAAAUGCACAACUACUACACCCACCUCUUCAACAGCCUCGUCUACACCACCCUACACACCCCCAACCCACUAACCCCGCCGCACCUCCCGGCCCCGGCCGCGGCCCCAGAAGCAGGAUCCUCGUUACUUUUCAGCAGGAGCGCGACAGUCGGCGCCCAGAAAUACCCCAUCCACUGGGCCGGCGACAGCGAGAGCACCUUCCCGGCCCUGGCGGAGGUCAUCCGCGGGGGGCUAAGCUUGGGAUUAUGCGGGGUGAUCUUCCACAGCAGUGACAUCGGUGGGUUCGAGGGCACGCCCUCCCCCGCCGUGUAUAAGCGGUGGGUGCAGUUCGGGCUCCUGUCUAGCCAUUCCCGGCUGCACGGGAGCAGCUCGUACCGCGUGCCGUGGAUAUAUGAUGAUGAUGAUGAAGAGAAGGAGAAUAGCUGUGUGGAUGUGUUGCGAAAGUGUGUGAGGAGGAAGCUUGCGUUGACGCCGUACGUGCUCGGCGUGGCGUUGGAGGGCGCCAGAACCGGCGUGCCCGUCAUGAGAGCCUUGUUGGUGGAGUUUCCCGCGGAUGAGGGCGUUUGGGGCGUCGAUGCCGGGUAUCUGCUCGGGCCUAAUUUGUUGGUGUUUCCGGUGUUGGAGGAGUCGGGGUGGGUGAGGUUUUAUGUUCCCAGGUCUACUGAUACGUCCGUUUCGGGGGAUGGGGAUGAGAAAGAGAAAGGGAAGUGGAUCUCCUGGUUCGAUCACAGCAAGUCCUACGAGGAGGGGAGGUGGUAUACCGAGACACACGGCUUCGAUACCCUCCCGCUGCUGAUCCGGCCGCGGUCGUUGACCUUGGUGAAUUGGAAGUUGUCCGAUCCGGAGGGGGAUCCGUUGGAUGGAUUGGAAGUGCUGGUGAAUGGCCCGGUCGAGGGUGAGGUGAAGCUGGAGGUGGUCGAUCCGGCGAGGACCGGGGUCGUGCUUGCUCUUGUGACGGUUAGCAGUGGAAAUGGAGAUGGGGAGGAUGGCGUCGUGGCGAGUGUGAGGAGGGGGGAGAAGGGGGACGGGGAGCUGGUGGAAGGGGCCGGGGUUAGGGUUGUUGUUGUUGGGGAUGUUUAG
Messenger RNA from Aspergillus heteromorphus CBS 117.55, 2322 nucleotides. RefSeq names its product putative sugar hydrolase. NCBI's taxonomy places the organism in Eukaryota, Fungi, Ascomycota, Eurotiomycetes, Eurotiales, Aspergillaceae. Bases 1 to 2322 code for a protein of 773 amino acids. The record is from RefSeq and is a predicted model, not a curated record. Gene Ontology annotation, molecular function: hydrolase activity, hydrolyzing O-glycosyl compounds; carbohydrate binding. The transcript has 7 exons. Gene Ontology annotation, biological process: carbohydrate metabolic process.